AUGGGACGUUCAUCCAAGAGCCGUUCAGGUGGUUUAAGCUCAAGAUCAUCCUUUCUUAAACCGAAUUCAUCAAGUGGAGUUAGCAGAGGAAAUGCCACAAGCGCCCAGAGUUAUUCAGGAGGAGCAAUGCAACCACAACAAAAAUCGGGUGGAUUGGUAUCCAAUAUGAUGGGAACUGUUGCUAGUGGAAUGGCAUCAGGUGUUGGGUUUGGAAUUGCCCAAAGGGCUGUAGAUGCCAUUUUGGGUCCAAGACAUGUUGAAGUUUCUCACCAAAAUAAUAACACACAGAUGAAUCAAGCAGCAGCUAUGAAUACUGAAAGGAAUAGUGAUUACAAGUGCAAAUCGUUUAAGGAUGAACUUAAUCAGUGCCUGACGAGACAUGCUGACAUUAGUUUAUGUCAAAAUUAUGCUGACUCGCUGAAAUCAUGUCAGCAGUCCAUGUAA
This is a messenger RNA of Plasmodium gonderi, 444 nucleotides long. Its product is annotated as CHCH domain containing protein. NCBI's taxonomy places the organism in Eukaryota, Apicomplexa, Aconoidasida, Haemosporida, Plasmodiidae. Bases 1 to 444 code for a protein of 147 amino acids. The transcript is spliced from 3 exons. Gene Ontology annotation, cellular component: mitochondrion; nucleus. The record is from RefSeq and is a predicted model, not a curated record. Gene Ontology annotation, biological process: mitochondrion organization.